Messenger RNA from Hyposmocoma kahamanoa, 396 nucleotides. Its product is annotated as dynein heavy chain 2, axonemal-like. Gene Ontology annotation, cellular component: dynein complex. The record is from RefSeq and is a predicted model, not a curated record. Gene Ontology annotation, molecular function: minus-end-directed microtubule motor activity; dynein light intermediate chain binding; dynein intermediate chain binding. Lineage: Eukaryota; Metazoa; Arthropoda; Insecta; Lepidoptera; Cosmopterigidae. Gene Ontology annotation, biological process: microtubule-based movement. The coding region runs from base 1 to 396 and encodes 131 amino acids. The transcript has 3 exons.
AUGGUUGGAUAUAACAGACUGGAAGGUUAUGUUCCAGUAGCAGUCCGCGCUUCAGUGUUGUUCUUCGCGUUGAACGACUUAUCACGUAUCGACCCUAUGUAUCAGUUUUCGCUGGACGCGUACAUCGACCUGUUCACGUACUCCAUAGACCGCAGCGCUAAGAGCUUCGAGCUUGAAGAACGCAUCAGUAAUUUGAAUGAAUUCCACACUUAUUCUGUUUACAAGAACACCUGCCGAGCGCUCUUCGAACGGCACAAACUCCUUCUCUCUUUCCACAUUGUGUCACGUAUCCUGUUUCAAGCUAACAAAUUGAACAUUAACGAGUACCUGUUCCUGUUGAAAGGUGGCGUUGUGCUUGACAGGUCUGAACAACCUGACAAUCCUACUAGUAAGUGA